AUGACCUUUAAGGCGCUUUCCAGCCCAAGCCCUCCUACGGUGCUGCGACCCGGAGGGAGGCCGCCCUCAGCGAGGCCGGCCCGGCGCGGCUGGGGGCGCGCCCCGCGGCCUGACCGGCAGCCGGCUGAGCCAAUGAGAGAAGGGGGGGGGGGGGGGGGGGGGCAGCCGGCAGAUACAAUUCUUCCACGGUUCAACAUUGACUUGGUUGUAGCACUGCUGAGGCAAGAAAAUGCUAAAGACAUCUGUGUCAUCCAGCUAUCUCCAGAAAUGAAAUACUGUGAUUAUUUUAUAAUUGUGAGCGGAUUUUCAACACGGCAUCUUCAUGCAAUGGCAAAUUACAUGCUGAAAAUGUACAAGCAUCUCAAAGAAGAAGGUCGUGCUAAUACUCAGAUUGAAGGAAAAGAGACAGAGGACUGGCUGUGCAUUGAUUUUGGUAACAUAGUGGUGCAUUUCAUGCUGCCAGAGACACGAGAAGUUUAUGAAUUGGAGAAGCUGUGGACUCUUGGUCCCUACGAUGACCAGUUAGCACAGAUGACUCCACAGUUCCUGCCAGAAGACUUUAUACUUGGACUGACUCCUAACAGCAGUGAUCAUCUUGAGACAAGAACUUAAAGCAGCUACUGCAUGGAAAGAGAAUGAGUGUGCCUGAGUCAUACAGCCUUGAGAACUGUGUAGUCAGUACAGUUGAUCAGUACAAAACAGUUUUUAUUGGAUGUCCUUAGGUAGAUUUCUGAGCAAGCUAAAGUGAGCAGAAUCAUAGAAUCAUCAAGAAUGGAAAAUGCCCUUAAGAGUCCAACCAUGAAAUGUCAAAGAAGGAAUCCUGUCAGAGCUUCCCGGGGCAGCCACUGUCUUAGUGGAGUUUGCAGUGAGAAGAGCAGGGCAAAAACAGCUGCUUAAGCUGGAGCUCAUGCUCAGCCUCUAGAGUAAUUGUUUUUCUAAUGUCUUUGAAAGACACCCUGUAGUGGCAGUGCAAAACAGACUGGAGUGCUGCAAGGAAAACUGAAAUAGUAGAGUUGAGAUGACGCUUCUUGUGUUAAGCCAUUUGCUUCUGGUCACAGUAAAGCAAGUCAUGGUCAGAAGGGGGGACAGAAAACAGACUGGUGUUACUGAGAACAUAAAAGCCAAGAGCAACAGUGACAAAUAAAUGUGCUUUGAGUUAUCAGAACAGUAAAUCAGUUUUCCAGCCAAGGCAAACCUGGUUUUAAUAAUAAUAAAACCACCCUAAACUGAAGUGCUUCAAUUACUUGUUUUCAUAUGAUAGGAUUCAGCUCAUCCUGCAUGUGCAGCUGAGAACUCUCCUAGUUCUUCUCUCACUUAUUUUGUGAAAAGAGACACUGAGGCAACAGACUAUGGCAGUGAAAACCUUUAACUCCUUGAAGUGGGAAAAAAGUUCUAUAGGAAGCCCUUGGUCACUGAGCAUUACUUGCUUCUAACGAACUCUUCAGCACUUUCAGAAGUCAUUAUUCAGUGUGUUCUUAGUGUGACUGAUGCAUGGUCUGAUAACCAGUUAAAGAACUUCAAGGUGGUAACCAACUUUCUGUGCAAGACAAGAUGCUUUUCUCUACUGCAGGACAGGGGUUUCAUCACUGGAUUAGGAUCUCUUCCUCCUGGAGAAGUUUACUCUGCCAUGUAUCAGAAAGAGAUCCUGAGGGUAAUCUACCUUUUUUUCCCCAUAGCUCCACAAAUUACUGCAAACCCUGUCCACAUCUCUGCCUUGCACAGCAGCUUCUGACUGUAAUGCUUAAAGUGAGCCUGGUUUUUGUGCCUGUAACUGUAUUGUUCAGGAAGAAGUGUGUGUUUUUAAAAAAAUCCAAACAAACCAAAACUCACUUCUCCCUCUAUUUUGGGUCAUGUUUUCUUGCUGUGUCUAACCUCUAUUUUUUAACGAACAACUGCCUCCAAGUUCACCUGCACUUUGAUACAAGGCAGCAGAUGGUUGUGCAAUUAAGCAAAGAGUAUUUUUAAGUGUAGUUAAACAUCUUUGCCCGCAAAACAAAUACUUUGUUGGGAAAUACAAGUGCGGAGAAAAGUUUUCAUGCUUCAUGAUACUUCUUGGAAGUAAUCACACGGGAGAAAGAUAACCUUGGCUGACUUACAGCCUGAUGGUUUCUAAAUCAGGCAUUUCCUCCUAGGAGGGAUGCGUAUGAGUAACUUUGACUCAUUCCCUGAAACAUUUGCCUUUUACUUCUGCUGUGGAUAAGUAAUACGUGAUGAAUAGAGGUAGGUUCUGCAAACAUUAUGCCAUUAUGUGAACCCACAUUUAGUAACCAGAACCACAUACAGUAUCCUGUCUGAAAGAGAAAUAACAAAAGGAGUACCCAGAAAAGAGCAGUAAGAGAGGGAGCACCUAUGUGGACAGGCUAAGACUCUUACUAAUGAAAUGGGAUACUAGUCUAUAAGACAAGACAAAAAAAAAAAAGAGAAAAUAACGGGAGAAAUGAAACAGUAAAAUAAACAAAUAUAGCUGACUUUACUGCCAGAGCAUAUUGCAAAAAGGAGUUCUAUGAACAUCUGCUGAUUGCUAUUAAACAGUCAGAACUGCCAGCCCAGGGAAAGAACUUGGUUCUCAUCCAUUUAAAAGAAGCAUUUCUUCCCUCUGCUGAGCUACUGCAACACCCUGACCACCCAACCUGCCAGCCUUGGUGAGACUGUGACCUGAUAGUCCUACAAGCUGGGAUAUAGGAAUUAACCCAGGCAGUCUGGAUGACCAGUGCCAUGCGAGCAUAAAGCCCUUUUGGAAAGAAAACAUUUGGGAAUGAUUUCAGUUGGAUAGAUCAGGUGAUUUCUGGGUAAAAUAAAAAUACCAAGGAGCUUGUGCAAUAAGUCUGUAGAUUCAGCAUUCAGUCCUUGUGGACAGGUACAUGUAGGCUUGGCUCUGUGAAGGAUCCCUUGAGAUGAACAGGAGAAACCACUAAAGUGAAACUUUUAUCAUCAUUUCCUGAUUUCCUGCAAUGCAUCUGAGCAACUUCAUUUUCAAGCACUGUUUGUUCUGUCAGUUGAGCUAACAUCUCUGUUGGAGCCUAGCUUGAGUGCUUUCUCAACAGUUUUUCCUGUUUGUUUAAAAAUUCUACACCCCAGCGCCAUAUCAAGCCCAGGCUGUCUUGCACAGCACACAUGCUCCAUUUAAUGGAAACUGAUACGAGGAGCGCAUGCCUUGGGAAUUGCAGCUUAAGAAUAAGAGCUCUGGAAGGUUAGAAGCAAAUAAAAAUGUCAUGAUUAAGCAAGUGCUUAAAACGGUCGGGGAUUGAGCAGUCACAAAUGCACCAGCAGUACAGCUUGACUGUUUUUGUUGCUCAAAUGACAGGGUGCUGGUUCUGAGAAGAAAGCUCGAUACUGACAUGGAGAAAUGAGCUUAGGGUGCUCUGUGAAAUGUGAUACUCUAUGCAGUGCCUUCUACAGACAAUUUCUUCAAGUCCCUCUUUCUGCUGGUUGGUCCCAGGAAAUGAGCUGUGAAGUAGGAAGGUGAACGAGUUUGGAAAACAAGUUGGGUUUCCCGGGUCUCUUUGAAACGAUCCAGAAUUGUGUAAUUCACAAUGCUCCUUCAUUCCCCAACUCCUCCCUCUCAUACGUAAGCAUUCAGGUAAACAUCUGGUUUCAUUACUACUCCAAAUAAUGUUAACAAGGACCUAAAUGGAGAGGUGAUACCACCUCACCGGCAAGUGGCUUGUUUGGGUGAGAGGUUGCCAGCACAUUUGUUUGCCAGUGUGACUGGUUCUGCCUGUCCAAGCUUCUGGGACCACAUUGAUGACAAAGCUUCACUGCUCCAAGACCACCACAGUAAAGACUGGGUAAGAAACUGCCUCUCCUCUCCCUGUCCCCUCCUCCCCCUGCCCCCCCCAAAAAAAAAAAAUUACUGCAUUUCUGAUCUCCCUCAUGUUUGCCCUGACAGUCAGGACUAUCAAGUCCACAUUGCUUCCACAGCAAAUGAGCCUAAGUGAAUGGUGCAAGGCAAACCAUGAACCAUAGGUUGUCCUACAGACUAUACGGCAUUGUUAGAUGGGAGGGACAAGCCACAGAAGUCACUGCUUGUUUUGGGAAGUGCAAACAGUGUAACCUGUCCUAGCAGCUAUGGAAUAACUGGAUAAGCAGCAGUAACCUACAGGUAUUACAGACAGAAAAUCAGCUUGAUCAAAGCACCAUAAAUACUUGGGACAGUCUGUCCCUAUGCCUCAUUAAUUUAAAAAAACACCACACAACUUUAUCUGAUGAUAGGAGUUAAACUCUUUAUUCCAUUCAGAGGCAUCUGGCAAGUAGAGCUGCAUUGGGGGGCACAUUACAGAUGAAAAAUGAUCCAUACUUUCUGGAUAUUGAAAUCAUUUACAGUAUUUACUUUCUAGCUCCAAAAUACUCCAAAUUACCAAGUCUCAAUUGAAAAGAAAAACAUGAGAUACCAUAUCAAGUCUAGAAAUUUAAGAGAGAUGACAGUAUUUAAAUCAGCAGAUGUAAAUGCAGCACCUAUCUGUAAAGUAAUUUUUAAUGGAAAAUAAUGAAGUCAAAUCCUCCUCAAAUGUUAAGAAAGGAACGUCCGACUGACUUAAGCCUCAACAAAAAUUAAAAUGCUAUGUACUUUCCAUACUUCAGUAAAUUUAAAUUCAUUGUAAGAAAAAAAAAUUAUCCUAAAGGCUAGAUGAAGGUCACUGUCAAAAAAGGAAAAGAAACUCAUUUUUCUUCGCUAAAACUACAACAUAAGUUUGUGGUUUUUAAACCAAUUAGUAAAGAAGAGAUGCAGGAAAAACACUUCAGACCAUUUUCAAAAUUAUCUAACCUGUACAACAAUGAUCUUUGGGAAAAUUAUCUAGUCUAUGUAGUAAUGCCUCUAUUUCAACAUGAACCUAAGAGGUAGAUAACAAAAUGAUGAAACAAAUGUUUUUGCUCGCUGUGCCCCUCAAAUCAGUGCAGCAUGGUGAUUCUGAUCAUCUCAUGCACAAAAAACAUCACAAAAAAAGGUUCAGAGGUAAUAGCAUGGCUCUGUCGACCACACACACACAGGCGCGCACGCGCACACACACACACAGCAGUCUUUAUGCACCAUGUGUUGCCACAUUUUUUUUUUUUCUUAAACUGAGGUAGACUGAAGUUUAUUGUAGAAACUUGAAUGUGUCACUAUUACCACAAUCAUCAUUCAAAUUACAUUUGGAAAUUAAAAAAUUUGGUAACUUUCCUGUUAUCCCUGCCUUUUGACAUUUUUUUUUGUUCUCCUCUAAUGGUUGGUUGCAGAACGUGCAUAAAUCCUGCUGCAUCUAUUAUAAGCCAGGCUAGAGAGGUUGUUGUUUUGUUUGUUUUUUUUUUUCUUGUAAUCGUUUUCAAAACCUUCAAAGUGGCUUAGUGUGGCCCAUAACAGCGGCUGGAUAUGUAAACUUAGCCUUUCAUUAUCUUUCAAUGUGAUCAAACACUGUUUGACCUUCCCCCAUCGUGGUAACUGAAAGCAGUAUGAUGUGAUCUGCAGACAGCAGAGACCCUCCUGGCCUCAAAAAUGCUCCAGCAGAUCAAGUGUUCUAUCAAACUGAAGAUGAAGCUUGCUCUUUGAACAAAAUGGCAAAGUCCAAAUGGGCUGCAAAUGGUUAAAUGUAGCAUUAUUAGGUAGUGAUGGUCAAAGGCACAAAGGGUUCAUGCAUUCAAUCAAGUAGCACAAAAAAAAAUUCA
Molecule: messenger RNA, 5643 nt
Organism: Ficedula albicollis (Collared flycatcher)
Lineage: Eukaryota; Metazoa; Chordata; Aves; Passeriformes; Muscicapidae
Gene: MALSU1
Product: mitochondrial assembly of ribosomal large subunit 1
Exons: 5
Coding region: 1-612 (203 amino acids)
Biological process (GO): negative regulation of ribosome biogenesis; negative regulation of translation
Cellular component (GO): mitochondrion
Molecular function (GO): ribosomal large subunit binding
Source: RefSeq, a predicted model, not a curated record